Cervus elaphus (red deer) is the source of this 5756-nucleotide messenger RNA. RefSeq names its product centrosomal protein 128 (gene CEP128). NCBI's taxonomy places the organism in Eukaryota, Metazoa, Chordata, Mammalia, Artiodactyla, Cervidae. The record is from RefSeq and is a predicted model, not a curated record. The coding region runs from base 362 to 3754 and encodes 1130 amino acids. The transcript has 26 exons.
GGCCCUGUACCUUCGCCGCGGCUGGGCGGCUAGUUCAAGUUGCCAUAGCUGCGAGUCUGGGGAGAGCGGAGUCGGUUGCGUCGCCGCGUCUGGUCAGUUACACCUUCUUGGGUCGCCGGUGGCCGCGGGAGCCGGGUGGGGCCUCGGCAAUGACCCGGCGUUAAGGACCUGGGGUCCUCUUCUAGUUCAGGUGGUUUGGGGAAAGUGUAGGGGCAACCAAAGAUCCUCCACUUGACUAGGCCUCUUGCCCUGAACCUCAUGAAGAAAUGAUAAGAGGCAGACAUACGUGCCUAAGAAGAGCUCUGAGCUCAGAGGACAGCAGCCCGGAGUUUGGGGGGUAUGCUUUGAUUUUUGUACAUCAAUGGCAGAAUCCUCCAGCGAUUCAGACCACUUCCGCUCUCGUGAUCGAUUGAGUCGAUGGGCUGCCAGUUCAGUACACAGGGAAGUUCGACAUCGUCCUGCUGUGGGUGUCACGGAGAAGGUCAACACGAUCACCAGUACUUUACAGGACACCAGUCGGAACCUGCAACAAGUCGACCAGAUGCUUGGACAUUAUCGAGAGUAUAGUAAUGGACAGGCGGGGGCUAUAGAACAUUUAAAAGAAAGCUUGGAACAAUCGAUAGGCCAACUGCGGAGUCAACGGUUAUCGAGAAACUCAGGAGGGAGAAGUAUUUCUGUUACAAGUCUGAGUACAAGUGACCUCGAUGGUGGCACUGUGACAGAGAGCUACCGCUUUCAACCUACCUCGCCUCUCAAGGACUAUGGGGAUCAACAGGGUAUUAAACGAAAUAAGUCCAGAACUGGUGUCCGGUUUGUUCCGGACACUGAUGACGUGGGCCAGUUUCAUGCUUUUCAUCAGUCCCUCCGAGACCUCAGCAGUGAACAAGUUCGCCUUGGAGAUGAUUUCAACCGGGAGCUUGCCAGAAGAAGCCGAUCGGAUGCUGCAACAAGAAGGGCUUUGGAAGAACUGACUGAAAAACUUAAUGAAGCCCAAAAACAAGAUGUGGUUUCAGAUCGAGUGGAGCGGCGGCUUCAGGAAAUAGAGAAAGAGAUGCGAACAGAAAGAGAGCUGGUGGAAAGACGGCAGGAUCAACUGGGACUUAUUUCUCAGCAGCUCCAGGAGGCACUGAAGAAACAAGAAGCUAAAGCAGAGGAGAAUGAAGGAGAAAUGAAAAAUAAGCUCAGACAAACGGAAAGUGAGAAGAGUAAACUUCAACAGGAAUUGGAGCUAUCUCGAAGGUUACUGAAUCAGUCAGAAGGCAGCAGAGAAACACUUUUGCAUCAGGUAGAAGAACUCCGUACACAGCUUAUGAAAGCAGAAGGUGAUCCAAAGGGUUUGCAUCAUCAAGUAUCUCAGAUUCCCAGGCAACAGUCAAGCCUUCAGGAUGGACAGGGAGAUGACUGGAGGUUUAGGAGAGGGGUUGAGCGAGAGGAUCUGGAGAAGCAGAUGUCAGAUUUGAGAGUGCAGCUGAACUUCAGUGCAAUGGCUUCUGAGUUAGAGGAAGUGAAGCGGUGCUUGGAGCGAAAAGACAAGGAGAAAGUGCAUUUGGCAGCCCAAGUGGAGAAUUUAACCCAUGAGCUGGAGAACAGGGAAAAACAGCAGCUAGAGAUGUUGGAUGAACUGAAGGAGAUCCAGAAGCACUUUGAGACGUGUGACGCCAAACACAAGCGAGCUGACCUGCAGAUCACGAAGCUGACUCAGCACGCCGAGGAGGCCACCAAGCAGGCCGAGCAGUACCUUCUGGAGCUCCAGCAGUCCGAGGGCCUGAGACAGGAGGCAGAGAAGAGGAGAGAGGAGCUGAAGCUGAAAGCUCAGGAGUCCAUUAGGCAGUGGAAGCUUAAGCAUAAGAAGUUAGAACGCGCACUGGAGAAGCAAUCUGAAAGUCUCGAUCAACUGUCAGACAAGAAUAAUCAGAUUUUAAAAGAAAAGGAUGAACUGAAAAGCCAGCUUUAUGCAGCGCUGCAACAAAUAGAGAGUCUUCGAAAGGAAUUAAACGAUGUGCUGACCAAGCGUGCCCUUCAAGAGGAGGAGCUUCAUUGUAAGGAGCAGAAGCUAAGUGAUGUUAAGUCUCAUCAAGCUGAUCUUGAAUUGGAAGUCAAGGAUUCCCUGGAUACCAUCCAUAGGCUAGAAAGUGAAUUGAAAAAACAGAAUAAGAUUCAAAGCCAGGUGAAAGCUGAGAAAGCUCACCUGGAGGAACAAAUUGCAGAGCUGAAGGAGAGCCAGGCCAAGGACAAAGCUCAACUUCUUGAGAUGCAAGAGGCCAUCAAGGACUUGAGUGCCAUCCGGGCAGACCUUGCAAAUAAAUUGGCAGAGGAACAGAGAGCCAGGAAAGAGGUCCUCAAGAACCUUUCUGACCUCAGGACAGAAGCAAAAUCUAAAGAUGAGGAAACAGCUACAAUCAUUACUCAGUUAAAGCUCGAAAGAAACAUUCACCAGAGGGAGCUGGAAGAUCUCACAUCAUCUUUGCAGAGUGUGAAAACGAAACACGAACAAAAUAUCCAGGAGCUGAUGAAGCACUUCAAGAAGGAAAAGAGUGAGGCUGAGAAUCAUAUUAGGACCCUGAAGGCAGAAAGCUUAGAAGAUAAGAAUAUGGCUAAAGUCCACCGUUGUCAGCUGGAGAAGCUGAAAUCGCAGUAUGACAGACUGACAGAGGAAUUAACCCAGAAUGAAAAUGAGAACAAAAAACUGAAGCUAAAAUACCAGUGUUUGAAGGAUGAACUAGAAGAAAAGGAAAAACAUAUAACCAACGAAGAAGAACACCGUAGGAGGAUGGAAGAGGCCAGAUUGCAGCUCAAGGAUCAACUUCUUUGUCUGGAGACGGAACAGGAAUCCAUCCUUGGGGUGAUAGGAAAGGAAAUUGAUGCAGCUUGUAAAACGUUCUCCAGGAACUCAAUGGACAAAUUGAAAGUUUUUUCAUCUAGUCCUGAUAUCAAUUAUGACCCACAUCGCUGGUUAGCAGAGAGCAAGACUAAACUUCAGUGGCUCUGUGAGGAGCUGAAAGAGAGAGAAAACAGAGAGAAAAGUCUACGGCACCAGCUGAUGUUGUGCAGACAACAACUCAAGAAUAUGACGGAAAACAAGGAAGCUGAGCUUCAGUGUCUUUUUGAACAGAUAGAAAGACAGGAGCAACUUCUGGAAGAAAUACACCGAGAGAAGAGAGAUCUGCUGGAGGAGACUCAUAGAAAAGAUGAAGAAAUGGAAUCUCUGCAGCCAAAGCUACUAUUUAAAAUGCCACCUUUGGAAGAUGCUAGUCAGACUGCAAUGAAAAAUCAGGAAGAAGCUCAAUUUGAAGAAAAAGCAGACCGUGUAAAUGCCUUAGAAACGAGUACCCGAGUGGCUUUGGACCAUCUGGAGUCUGUGCCUGAGAAGCUGAGCCUGCUAGAAGAUUUCAAAGGCUUCCGAGGUUCCCGCAGUUUAUCCGACAGAAUUGACGGAAGAUAUUCAAAAUACCGAGUUCACAGAGAGUCUCUUCAGCAGUGCCGGGAUGACCCCAAGCACAGAAUCCAAAGCUUCAAAGAUGACAGAGACUUUGCUGAAAGCUCCCAUGCUCAUGGGUUAGAUCAGUCAUCUUGUUGGCAGGAUCACAGUCGCUUCCUGUCUAGUCCACGAUUUUCCCACUUGAACUCCUUUACCCAAAGAACAGUUGCUCCAGACUCACCUUCAAUCAAGGAAGAUGCCCCAAGUUUACUGAUGGAUGGAAGAAGUCCACAACCCAGAAAGGAGGAAUACGAAAGCAAAAACAGCAAAAUGUAAUUAGUUACUCUCCCUGAGUGUUUUACAAAUAAUAGUAUGUGUAUCCUUGCCACAGUUUGGCCCAGAUAAUCUAGCAGACCUGUCUGCAGCGUCUGCUCUUCAGCAUUGCCAAACACUGGCUGAAGUACAGUGCAGUCGGUCUUCGUGGAUGAUAUAAGUUAAGCCAAUCCAAAUAAUAUCAGCUCGUGAAUGACAUACAGCUAACUUACUGGCAACUUACACCAGCAGAGAAAGAAGAAUAUUUUUCACCUUGCAUUUUCCACUUUCAGGUGUAGUCAGUCACAUUUUUCUGACCAAAAUCUGGAUUUUUAAUUGAGGUCUUUCAAAAAUGACUGGCUGAAAAAUAGGAAAAUGAGUUCUCCUUGAGGCAGAAGUUUCUGGCACUUUGAAUUCAGGGAGCAUUUGUAUACAAGUGAUUUUAUUUUGAUGCUUUCUCCCUCAUAAAUGAUCAUGUGUUAUAACAUGUCAUGGAGAUAUGCAUAUAUAAUAUUAGACAGUCCACUUUAUAAAUGCUCAGGAUUGUUAACAUCCAUCAUCUCAGCAGUCUGUUACUACAUGCAGUAUCUUAAAAUUAUUUCCAAUCAUCCAUUUUUGUAACAAUGAAGAAUUUACAAAUGAAAUCUGAAUUGUUAAGAGUUAUAAAGAAUUUGUAGCAUAAUUUAUUUAUUUGUCUUUUUGUGGCCAAAAAUCCCCCUGUGAUCACUCCGGUCAUAUCCUAGACCAUCUUUGGUUUACUCUGACCAGAAUCAUAGCACCAAACUCCUGUGUCCAUGAGAUUUACUUGCCAAGAGUUCUAGUAUAAUCUGGUACUAUCUGUCUGAACACUUUGAGUAUCUAAGAGUCUUUCUCAACAUCAAAGUGUUUUUAAGAACCUAUUCUCUUUACAUGCUGAUUUACCAGUGAAGAAAGAUUUUUAUUAAAUGCUAAAUAGAAGUAAACAUCCAGGAACUAAAUCCCACUGGGUCAUGAUGGAAAGAUUCUGAAUGGAGACAAGGACAAUAAAGCAGUAUCUUCAUAACGUGCAUUACAUUUUGUGUUUGUUCAAAUCUACUUGCUUUUUAGAUCUCUCACAUUUCAUAAAGAUGUUUCUUGUUCUACUCAAGAUGUGUUUUCCUAACUUACCAUAUUUAAACGUGCAGAAUAAAUGGCAUUCUCCAUGAACUCAAAUGCAACAGUUACUACAGAAGACAGGAUGUUUUAUUUCACAAUUUACCAGUACAACAUAUACAACCUCUGAUAUGCAGCCAUGCAUUUUAUCAUUUGUUCAUUCCAAAAAUCUUUUACUGACUUGUUGCUAUAGGCUAAUCACGGUGUUAAGAAGGAAAAAGAGACCCCCAAACAGGUGCGCAUGUCCCAAACUUUAUUUGGCAUUAGGAGUUACAUGAGAAAGGAGUGAUGUGUUCAUGCUGGCUGGAGAAAUCCUGGAGUAGACACCACUAAGCAGGCUUGGUUUGGUUGUGUCUAACCUUAACCUUGAGACUUGGAGCUGCUAAUGUGCUAACGAGCACCAGAGGUUUCAGUGCAAGUGGAAUUAUUACUCUUUAGUAAUAUCUGGGAUAUUAAGAAAUUAUGUCAGUAUUUUCAUUGAUGUUUUAACUAAUACCAUUUUUAUCUAUGUGGAUCUAAAUGACUGGGAAGAAAACAAGGGAGAAAUUAACAGGUUUUGCUUAAGUCCUACAGGUAGAUGUUAGAUAACUUUUCAUUUAAUGCAUUAGUAGGAACUUCAUGUGGUCCGUUCUAUUUAAUCGAAACUGAUCUAAAACAUUAUUAGCUUUUUGUGGGGUUAAAAAAAAGGAUUAUUAGCUUUCUAAAAAAAUCUGUGGUCAUUAAAAAAAGUUACAUCAGGCCAGUUAAGCCUGAAAAGUGGAGGUAGCUCAGAUUAUGUACUUGGCACAUCCUUGAAAACAUGUUAGGUGAUGAUUUUAUAACAGAAAAGGAUCUUAUAAAAGGCCUUUUUUUUAAAUCUGGAAAAAAAAAAUUAAAGCAUUGCAUAUUACUGAAG